AUGGCCCAAGCACUGACGUCACAGGUCAGCAGCGGCUCUUUGGAUGCGACGCCAGACCUGCCUUCGACCUGGCCUGCCUGCCACGAAAAACAACGUCAUCAAGUGUGUGAGGACACACACGCGUCUGCUCAGAUAGCAUUGUUUUACAUUGACCUCAGGAACCAGCGGGAUAGUGUGCCGCGCACACCCGCUGUUACGUAAUCUCCGUUCACUUUUUUCUCGAGCCAUGAGGACCAGAAGGAGAGCAACUCAAUAAUCUGUGGAGUCUUUUGAACAGUUUUCGAGCUUCAUAAUUUAUGAAGGAUAGUUUCAGUCAAAAUUUUGAAGUGAAAAAUCAAUUAUUGAAAAGGAGCUAAAAAAAGAGCAUCUUCUCAUUUUUAUCCGUGGAGCACACUCGGCUCAAACUUUCUUUUCAAUCCAAACAAACAUUGACCAAAGUGGACGCUGCCUCUAUUCGAAUUCAAACUUCAACCUUUUUUUUCUUCUUUUGGUGCCUCCAAACAAGAAGACAAUGCAGCUGGCAAAAGGCUGCGAAAAAAAAGCCACAACACUCACAGCGGCGCGCACUUUUUGCCUCAAAUGCCAUGGAACGCGGCCCAAAUCUUCUAUGUUUUUGAAUGUAAGAGAAGAAAGUUGCAGCUGCCACGAGGGUUUGGUUUGAAUUUUUGAGAUUUUUGGACGCAGAAAAAAAAAAAAAAAGAGGCAUGGGAAUCUCUUGGUCGAGACCGACAAAAAAGCCAGGAGAUUUUUUUCCUCUUCUCAACGAAAAAACUCCUUUUGCGGUCAGUGACCCACACACUUUUUUGUCAUAUUUUCUCCUCACCUAGGACGAUGCGAUUCAUCUUUCAAACCGGUACAAGUUCUCUGCGGGGGCGCGUGCCCCCGGCUCAAUCGUAGUGGAAAAAAAAAGUUUUUUGCGAACGACAAAGACAAAUUUUUUCGUUUUUUAUUUCAACUGGCUAGGUCUGGACCUCCUCAAAAAAACGGGGUCAAUGUCCGGAAAACGGUCAUUGUGGCGCGUGGCACCCAUGUGGCUUCAGUGGGACUUUCAAAUUUUACUCGCACUCACACAUGUCCUACUGUAUGUUAUUUAUCGAGUGGGGGGAGGCUUGCUGGUGUCGUGUCGGAAGGAAGAAACAAAGGCGGCGCCAAUAUCUCAUACUUCAUAACUUCGUGUCGUUGGCAGAUGCCGCUAGAAUAUAUAUUUCGACGUCAGUUCUGAGUUUCUACUCGGGGAAAGACGGAGGAAUUCAGCUUGAAGUUGAGAAGAAAAUUCGAAUUUUGAGCUUCGUUUUUUGAAAUGAACACGUUUAACGUGACUUGAAAACUUUAAAAAAAAUAAUGAAGCUGGAGAUAUUUCUUCUCAUUGUUCUUCAUAAUUAUCUUCCAAGUUACGUGAUUCCCUCUAAUCCUCAAGAUUCCGUACGCCUAUCCUCCCAACCAGAUGAAAAACUUCUUAUCUGGCCUAGGAACUGAGGAGGCACGCGCCUCGCAUUUUUAUAACACUUGCGUGUCAGAUCCACCGUCACAGAUAACCAACGCUUUUCUUUGUCUGUCCUCACUCGAAGUGAGUCCGAGUCAGGGUCUCGAGUCCAUUCUCAGACAAAGAAGUGCAGCCUUUCCGUGCGGUAAAAAUGUUCAAGAUUAGCCUCGAAAAACGGACAGACGGCCCGAUGUUGAGGUUGAGGAAGGAGAGGGGAAGGAGAAGGAGAAAAAAACUCGAUCGUCAUCUGCCCUUAGUUGGAAACGUAUUGUUCUUGGCGCCUGGCGCCGAGGCAUAUGGCGGCAGCUGGCGACAGCGCCAUGGGGGUUCCGAAUCUAAAGGCCGAUGUCCCUGA
This is a messenger RNA of Caenorhabditis auriculariae, 1838 nucleotides long. The record is from the annotation of a GenBank genome assembly. Lineage: Eukaryota; Metazoa; Nematoda; Chromadorea; Rhabditida; Rhabditidae.